Molecule: messenger RNA, 642 nt
Organism: Penicillium digitatum Pd1
Lineage: Eukaryota; Fungi; Ascomycota; Eurotiomycetes; Eurotiales; Aspergillaceae
Product: putative GPI anchored protein
Source: RefSeq, a predicted model, not a curated record
AUGAUUCUGCAAGCUCUUCUGGCGAUUGCAACGCUGGGAAUUGCCGCCGAAUAUCCCGUCGUCUCUUUGUUCAUUCCAAACGCCGACCCUCAAUCCUUGCUAGGUGAAGUUUUGGCCGCGCAAUCAGCAACAACUACAUACAGUAUCAAUUGCCCGGUCGGAAAAACUAAUAGCACAGAAUGUGGUAUGGGCCCUGGCCUAUUUCUGACCGCAGCCCCAACAAGUGUUGAAUAUUUGAUAAGUGAUGAAUCUGACAAUCUAUAUGACCACGUUGUCUGUGAUGUGACCGAUCUCCCGACAGGCGCUUACACCUGUACAGACACUAUCACCGGGAAAGGGAUCAACACGCCCGGUACCAGCACCUCAACCAUCGGCUGGGACCAGAUAACAUUAUUGCUGGUUACCAUAACGUCCACGGCUGAUGCGGUGGCAGCAACAGCAAAUGGGACCACUAGUGAGGAUUCGACUGGUAGUAAGGCCUCUGCCACUGUCAUCACUACCCCCGCGGCGGGUGUGGCUGCCGCUGCUACCACCAGCACCAUCGCCACUACUCCCGCGGCAGGUGUUGCUGGAAGACCAAGCCCUACUACUGCCGUACUAGGCUGUAUCUUAAUUCAAGCCCUGGCAGCAAUGCUGCUGUGA